AGGAGUAUCAAGGUUACGGUUAUCCGCGAAACGGCAACGUGCCGAUCUCAGGAAAAUUGUCAGAAAGCAACGGAAAAGUAUCUACGCAGUCAAUCCAGAAUAAUUAUCGGGAGGAGAAUUUCGCCUGGUGGGCGGCGGAGGGUGGCGGAGGCCACGGGUUAAGGGACCGUGAUCGGGGAGCAGCGGUGGCGGGUGAGCUGGCUUGCCUGGCAGGUUACAUGGCGGGAUACCUAAAAGCGGCGGGUGCUGCUUGCGCUCCAACUGGUAGUCCUCAGUACCAUCCUCACGGUCAUCCAGCGAUGGGGGUUGGUACCCAUCCGCAUCCGCAUUCUCAUCCGCAUCCGGGUGCACCUCAUCCGGGGUUGCCAUCGCCAUUCGCUCUCGCCACCCACGCUCAUCCGCAUCCGCAUCCUUUGGAUCACGGACUUGCUGCCUUCCCACAAGGAAUGAAUCAACGCAAGCAACGUCGGGAGCGAACUACUUUUACCAGGGCUCAACUGGACGUCUUGGAGGGACUUUUUACAAAAACUAGAUAUCCGGAUAUCUUCAUGCGUGAGGAGGUAGCGCUGAAGAUUAAUCUUCCUGAAUCACGUGUGCAGGUCUGGUUCAAAAAUCGUCGAGCGAAAUGCAGACAACAAUUGCAGCAACAGCAGCAGCAGCAGCAGCAGCAACAGCAGCAGCAACAAACAUCUCCGUCAAAGGGAUCCCCGCGAUCGAGCCAGGCACAGGGCAACAACAACAACAACGCCGGGAACAAGAUGUCGCCGGGAACAAGCUCGGCCGCGGCGGCCAGCAGACGUUCCUCGCCGGUUUCUCCGCCACGCGCCAAAGAGGCUCCAGGUUCUAAUUCUCCGUUGCUGCCGAGCUCGUCAUCGUAUCCACGACUCGGCGUGACGCCGACCGGUGGAAGCGGUGCGAACAGCGCUUUGACGACCCCGUCGCCCCCGUUGACUCCGGGCUCCAGCCAGCUACCGCCGUCCUCUUACCCGCCACCGAUGAACCAGAUCCACCACGGCGAGUACGGUUUCGCCUGGAGUUCGCCGUCGCCCGGCGCGGUGAACCCGAGCCAAUGUUACGCUGGGCAGACCUACAACGCCUACCAGAAUCCGUACACCAGCGGCGAAUACUAUCAGAGUCAGAUCUCACAUAUGCAUCACAGCCCGCAAGGAAAUUAUCACCAUCCGCAGUAUCAUCACAACAUGACAUUGACGUCGUCUAUGUCACAUUUAACUCACCAUUUGAAUCCAGCCGGACCGAACGAUAUAGCACCCUCCCCGGAUCCCGAGGGUUACGUGUUGUCAGAUCAGAAGUAUCAGGCGAUGGUAUAGCGGUCUAACGGCAGGUCCAUGGGAAUCUUUCAUCGGAAUCAGGAGGCCGCCGCCACCGGAUCCUCUUAUAACUGGCGGUUGAAUUCUGCCAAUUGUUCAGAAAUUAACGGUGGCAUCGAUUCCGAUGAAAAUUGAUACGAAAGGAGGUGAAGCUUUUAAGCGAGGUGACGCGGUUUCUUCCGAACCGUGUCCGUUUUGCGAAGAUAAUGAGCGACGCCGAUGGACAGUGGCGUUUUCAUAGUGCCCGGCAAACGAUAUCGGGUAUAGUUCGCAGCGCGCGUUACCUGGAUGCGCGAAGGAGGUAGGUAAAUAUUGGCGAACAUUUAAAAACUUUUAAUAGCGUGGUCAUGUGCCGUCAAUUAUUUAUGGUACGGUUCCUCGUAUUUCUAAUCCUGAACCCACGGACACCGAUACGAGAACCUGAUCUCAGAUCGUCCGUGAGCAUGUGAAUGCGAGAAGGUCUCACGUAAGAAUUUUCAUUUUCCAUCACAAAUGGAUAACCUUGAUAUUCCAUUAAUCGCUAUAUCUUUUUACCAGAAUAAUUUUCUGAUUUACAUAUUUUCAUUCAACGUUCGUUCCUUCAAUUUGAACAUUCUCAUUGACGCGCGUGAUUCUUUUCGUAUUUGUGUUUCUUAAAAAAUAUUACAUUGUAUUCGAUAUUUAAUUUUCAUUUAUCUCGUUUCUUCUUUAUGAUUAAGAUUAUAUAUUUUGAUAUUAAGAACGCGUUCGACGACGAGUUGUAGAUAACUUUAACGAUUCAUUAACGACGUCCUAAUUUCUGCAAUUACUCUUAACGAAAUCCGGAAACAGUAAACGGAGAAAAAGCAUAAGUACUAAACAGUAUUAAGUAUAUAGUAAAUCAGACAUCGUUGGCCUUUUUCAUCGUUUUUUGAUUAUCUUCUCGUGAAGUCACGCGUACUUACGUUUUCCUCUUGUUCCCGGCAAUUAUUUUAUUCCUCAUAAAGGAAGUAAAACGAGUGGUGUGAAGAAACGAGUAGGAACAUGUAAAGAGGAAAAUGACAUACGUAUCGAUGUUCGUGUAUUUCUAUAAUUUCUAUGUAUAUUUUCUAUUCAUUGGUGUUUCUCAUCUUAUAAUCAACUUUUUUUACUUCCUUCUUUUAACUCUGUACGACAAGUGCUUCACACUGCCGUCAUUAUUCAUAGUAGUUAUCGUUUUUUUUAUUAUUAUCAAUUUUCGAUUAAUUAUUAUAUUAAUAAUCAUUCAUAUCAAAAUGCGGCUAGCGAGCCGGAAAGUUUGUGUAAAUAAAAUACAGUGAUGUAACGCUCGAAAAUCCUAUUUGAUCGCAAAUCGCGUGGAUUAACGUCUCCGAUUGGUCUCCUGGAACUUAUAUGCUCCAACCCAAACCGAGAAAUCUUAUGUUCCACGCGGUUCAGCCAUUAAAAAGUGAUACGCUCAUCACUUUCGAGAAAAAGAAAAAAAAAUCUUUCACGCUAUUAUAUUGAUUAAAUGAAAAAAAUGUAAGGGACGCAUAAUUAAGUGUGAGUGUAUAUUUCGUGGAUACAACUCCAAUGUAUAUUAUCGUCGAUUAGUGAAUAAACGCAAUUUAAAGUAAAAGUGGAAAAGUCACACAAAAAAUAUCAACAACAUUAACGAAUAACAGAUGAUAAUUGUAACAAUUAACGAUUAUUGUGCGCGUAUAAACGUAAGCUACUUUGUAAUAACGUGACACAGAAUGUACAUAAAUUAUCUUAUUUAUAAGAUACAUCAUUGUUCUAUCAUCUGGGGAAAUCUCAUCCUACGCCAGAAUAAAU
Ceratina calcarata is the source of this 3101-nucleotide messenger RNA. RefSeq names its product homeobox protein OTX2. Gene Ontology annotation, cellular component: nucleus. Bases 219 to 1328 code for a protein of 369 amino acids. Lineage: Eukaryota; Metazoa; Arthropoda; Insecta; Hymenoptera; Apidae. Gene Ontology annotation, molecular function: DNA-binding transcription factor activity, RNA polymerase II-specific; RNA polymerase II cis-regulatory region sequence-specific DNA binding. The record is from RefSeq and is a predicted model, not a curated record. The transcript has 3 exons. Gene Ontology annotation, biological process: regulation of transcription by RNA polymerase II.